CAGAAGCAGGCAGUGAGCAGGAGGCAGGCUUGGAGAGUAAAUCCUGGCCAUAUCUACCCGGUCCUGCUAAACCCACUUCGGGUGGGUGUCUGAAGGUGUACUAAACAAUUUUCGAAGAGCAGUUUGGAAGACUUUAGAAGGAAACCUGGAUUUGCUUGGAACCUGCGCAGGAGGAAUCUCAGAAGUCAGGACAGGCAGGAGCAGAAAAGCAGAUUCCAUGGCUUCGGCAAUCCUGGGGGAGGUAAAGGAGGAGGUGACCUGCCCCAUUUGCCUGGAACUCCUGACACAACCUGUGAGCAUCGACUGUGGCCACAGCUUCUGCCAGGCCUGCAUCACUUCCAACUAUGAGUCCACGAUGAGUCAAAAAGGGGAAAGCAACUGCCCUGUGUGUCGAAUCAGCUACCAGUUUGAGAAACUGCGGCCUAAUCGGCAUGUGGCCAACAUAGUGGAGAGGCUCAGGUGCAUCAAGUUGAACACAGAGGAGGAGCAGAAGGUAUAUCACUGUGCACGCCAUGGAGAGAAGCUUCUACUCUUCUGUAAGGAGGACAACAAUGUCAUUUGCUGGCUUUGUGAGCGUUCUCAGGAGCACCGUGGUCACCGCACGUACCUUUUGGAGGAUGUUGCCCAGGAGUACAAGGACAUGCUUCAGGAUAUGUUGCGAAAACUGGAGAUAGCCAAGGAAGAAGCAGAGAAGUGCCAAGUUGAUAUCCAAACCAAGAGAACUUUCUGGAAGAAUAAAAUACAGAGUGAGGUAGAAAAUGUUCAGAUACAGUAUGAAAGUCUGAGAGGCAUCCUGAACUCUGAGGAGGAACUUGAGAUUCAAAAGCUGAGGAAAGAAGAGGAAGAUAUUCUGAAUAGCCUGACAAAGUCUGAAAAUGAACUGAACCAGCAGAGCCAGUUGGUGAAUGGUUUCAUCUCAGAUCUGGAGAAUCGGUUGCAAGAGUCAACAGUCAAGAUGUUGCAGAACACGAAUGAGAUCAUGAGAAGGUGUAAGAACUUCAGGCUGAAGAAGCCAGAACAUUUCCCCAAGGAACAAAGAAGAAUAUUCCAAGCUCCUGAUCUGAAAGGGAUGCUGCAGUUGUCUAAAGAGCUGACAGAUGUUCAACGCUACUGGGUUCAUCUGCUGCUGUCUCCAAGCAAAAAUCCAAAUAUUGUCAUUUCUAAGGAUCGGAGACAAUUAAGAUACGUAACCCAGUACUCACGACGUAACCAUAGGAAUUAUCAUGAAGGUGUUCUGGGGUACCCAGCUAUCACAUCGGGGAAACAUUACUGGAUGGUAGAUGUGUCCAACAAAAGUGCCUGGUAUCUGGGGUUAUGUGAUGGAAGUUAUUUCGAAUCUGCAUUUACCCCUGGACAAAGUAGAAAUUAUCAACCUAAAUAUGGCUACUGGGUUAUAGGACUUCAUGAUUUUGAAUAUAAUGCUUUUGGGGAGAAUGCUGCCCAUAAUCCCUUGACCUUGAUCCUCUCUGUGACUGUUCCUCCACAAUGUAUUGGGGUUUUCCUGGAUUAUGAGGCUUGUGAACUUUCAUUUUACAAUGUGACAAACCACGGGUUUCUCAUCUAUAAGUUCUCUAGAUGUUCCUUUGCUGGUGAAGUUUUUCCUUAUUUCAAUCCUGAGAAGUGUCCAGAGCCCAUGAUACUGCACUGACCAAGCUCUUGAAACUUCUUAUACCCUCACCCCAUCUGUGCAGGGCCUCUGACCCUGGUGUGCAUCUCAUACACCUGAGUUCAUCUGCACUGUUUUAACUACCUUUUUCUUGCUGCCUUCAGCCUUUCCAUUGGGAAGUCUUUCACUCAUAAGUAUAUAUAAGGAUAUAUAAAUCCUUAGAUGAGGAUUCAUCCCAGUAUCUUAUUUAUUUCUCCUUGAAGAAUCUUAAUUCAUCAUUUCCCAUGCUUCCAAGGGAAAAUGACCAAUUCCUCAUUAAAUAAUCCUAUUAUUGAGGUAACACCUUUGCCAAAUCUUUAAAACGCCAUUCUUUUUUGCCACUGACAGAAGAUGAAGUUUUCUACCACCUUUCUGUAUCAUUGAGGGCUAUACAUAGGAGUCCCUCACUAAAGAAUGAGUCCUUAACAGUAGGUCAACUCCCCAUGAUGUUUCUUAUUCAUCAAGGAGUUAAGAAGACCAUGUCCUAAAUGGUAUAUACCAAGAAUAGGUGUUUUGUGUCCAGCGUAUCUAAGUUCAGAUUCUGUCCCUUUACAUAUUAGGUGUGUAACCUUGAAUAACAAAACAAUUGAUAUACUUAUUGUUUAUAACAGUUUUGGUUUAAACUUUGCACCUAAUACUUUGGACCAGUGAGAAAAUUAAUGAAGUACAAAGUAUCUUAUGAGGUGUCUGAGUGGGCAUUUGUUCUAUUAAUUACUAGAAAGUAUCAGUUGUAUUGUAUCCCAUGAAAUAGAUUGUGUGAAGGGAAGCUAGGAUUGACUUUUACUGGAGUCUCAUUUUUAGGUCCCAGAUACUACUACCAAGACCACUUAUGUGCCAAGUAUAUAUUAUGUAUUUUACUUUUUCACAAUUAUAGAUAUUUUGCUAGUUUGUUUUGUUUUAUUUUGUUUUUGUAAUUCCAGUGCUGCCACAUGUUGGUCCCUAUCAAAGUAAAUGAAACUAAAUUUUAUGGGAUUCAGAUUGCCAUUUAAAAUAAAUAAAUAAAUAAUUCUUAUGACAUUUACCCAAUGUAACAUUGUGAAAAUUAAACAACAGGAUAUUUCAGUAACUUGUGUUGUUUUUGAUAAGAAGUAAUCCAUGGGUUGGGAGUAGCUCAGUGAUAGACUCUUGCCUAGGAUUUACAAAGCCCUGGAAUUCAGUCCUCAGGACAAAAAAAAAAAAAAAAAAAAAAAAAAAUUAAAAAGUAACACUGUAGCCUGAUGUCCAUUCGUUUUUUAGGUCCUUCUCAUGGUGAUUAAAAUAAAUGAUUGUUAAGAAUGUGUGUUUGUUUCACUUUCAAAAUCAUUACCUCCACUUUAAGAAAUAAAAUAACUAAUGUACCUGUGUAUAGGAUUUGUUAUAACUUUUGUUUUUAUUGCUAACAAAGCAGGAUUAUAUUAUGCAUAGUUUACAAUUGUUCUUCUUACUUAAGAAUGCAUAGUGUAAUUCCAUAGAGCUUCUUUUCAUUUCCAUAGGUUCUGUUUGCAGAAGUACAAUUCCUGGGUCAAGAUUAUAAAUUUGGAUUAAGGUUUCUUUUGCCUUUCUAGAUACACCAAUGGAUCAAAUGUAAAUGCAGUUAAUUAUCCUUUUUAUUUCCAGUGUUAUUACUCUGUUGUUAUUUUUUUUUUUUAAUUUCAUAUUAGCUCCAUAUUCUAAAAUGUCGUCACAUAGAAAUGACAGUCAGAGCUCCCAGCUCUUGGUUUGAACAACACAUGGCUUCAACACUAAAGAUUUUUAGUGUCACUCUUGCUUUUGUGUUUUGGUUGGUAGUUUGGUUCAUAUCAUGUUUAGGUAGUUUUCACCUGUUUCCUUAUUAUAUAGAUUUUCUUAGAUUUGUCUGUGAGUUUAAAUAAAUGAUUUUUUAGCAUGUAAAAAAAAAAAAAAGAAAGAAAAUAAUCACAAAUUUAAAAUUUUAAGCAAAUUGUAAAUAAGUGUUUCUGUAUAAUAAAAAAAUGUUAA
Messenger RNA from Sciurus carolinensis (gray squirrel), 3601 nucleotides. It is a transcript of the gene Trim5, whose product is annotated as tripartite motif containing 5. Lineage: Eukaryota; Metazoa; Chordata; Mammalia; Rodentia; Sciuridae. Bases 218 to 1648 code for a protein of 476 amino acids. The record is from RefSeq and is a predicted model, not a curated record. The transcript has 8 exons. Gene Ontology annotation, molecular function: protein binding; zinc ion binding.